AGAGCAAAUCACCUGAAAAAGGUAGAAGAACAGGGCAAAGCCAUAACCUUGGUACCUUUUUACUGGCAGAGGAAAUUCAGUAUGCUGCAAUGCAAGAUGCACUACUAGCUCUGUGCAUGGAAGAGAACAAGAACAUGCAUUCACUAGUGUUGUAUACUCUGAGCAGUUUGGUUAAUAAUCAAGGUGCCAAAACAGUUUUAAAUGUCAGCUGUGCUCACAAUUGCAUAAACUGUUUGCUCCCUCAGGGCCCUCAUAUGGUAACUGAAGAGCUGCACUCCAUCAGCUUUGAAACUCAAGUCUGUCUAUAUGGAUUAACCAUAGAUUUGGAAACAAGCUCUUUGCCUGUGGUGAUGAUUUCCAAUGUCAGUCAGUUACCUAAUGCUUGGGCUUCUAUUAUUUGGUAUAACUUGUCAACAAAUGAUCCUCAGAACUUGUCUUUCUUUAACAAUCCCCCUGCUGCCACUUUGAGUCAGCUACUGGAAGUACUAAGCUGGCAGUUUUCAUCAUAUGUUGGUCGUGGACUUAAUUCUGAGCAGCUCAGUAUGCUGGCAGAGAAACUGAUGGGGCAACAAACUAGUUACAGUGACUAUCAACUGUCCUGGGGAAAGUUCUGCAAGGAACAUUUACCUGGAAAGUCAUUCACUUUUUGGGUAUGGCUGGAAGCAAUACUGGACCUAAUUAAAAAACAUAUUCUUCCUCUCUGGAUUGAUGGGUAUAUAAUGGGAUUUGUGAGUAAGGAGAAAGAACGAAUUUUGCUCAAGGACAAGAUGCCUGGAACAUUUUUAUUAAGGUUUAGUGAAAGCAAUUUGGGAGGAAUUACCUUCACCUGGGUGGACCACUCAGAAAAUGGAGAAGUAAGAUUCCACUCAGUGGAACCCUAUAAUAAAGGUCGUUUAACUGCACUACCAUUUGCUGACAUUCUGCGGGAUUACAAAGUUAUUAUGGCAGAUAAUGUUCCUGAAAACCCUCUGAAAUAUCUGUAUCCAGACAUCCCCAAAGAUAAAGCUUUUGGCAGAUACUACAGCUGUCAGCCAAAUGAAGUCUCAAGACCUACAGAAGGAGUCAAAGGUUAUGUUCCCUCUGUAUUUAUCCCAAUCUCCAAAAUACCUGCUCAUGACAACACAAAGAUAUACGGCCUUCAUUUUUCCAGUCCAGAGACAAGAAGGACUAGCCAGAAGUGCUCAGUCCUAAAUGAUUCCACAGAUCCACAUUCUCCAUCAGAUCUUCUUCCCAUGUCUCCAAGUGUUUAUGCUGUGCUGAGAGAACACCUAAGUCCCACAGUAAUUGAAACUGCUCUGAGUCCUCCAUAUUCAGCUGACUGAAGUUCUGAUACAUUGAAGAACAAGGAAGCCUAUGAAAAAUGAAAAUGUUAUUUAAAAAAAAAGUAAAUUUUGCUUUGUACAUAACUGCUUCCUGGAAGUCAACACAAUGCUCUUUCUUGGGCUUAUGUCCACUUUCAAAUCCAUAUGAUCCGUCUCCAUACUAAAGUCAAUGGAGUCAUGAAUUACUGUGGCACCUUUUGGAGCUUGGCCUGCUACCCUUUACUCAGGUGAGCAUUACUGUGGAAGUCAAUGGGCCAAAUCCUUCUCUGACAUGUAUGCUAGGUGUGCAUUUGGUUUAUGAGAAUUAGGGAUCACUGAAAAUAAGACUUAAUGUAGAAUGAAGAUGUUAUCUUCAUGAAAAAAUUGGAAAGCAAAAUAUUAGGCUAACUGAAGAGGCUUUAGAUGUUUUCAGAAAACUGGGGAGUUUGUUGUUUAGAUUUUUGUUAUAAUGUCUCUUUUUUGGUUCUUAUUUUAAAUUAAAGGCCUUUGUUAGGCUGAUUAACCAACACAUGUCAUCAAUCACUUUUUACUGCCAUGAACUUUUAGCUUAAGGCUAGAUUUUAUCUUCCUGAAAUAAAACCCCUUGUGGAGGAAAAGAAAGGGGGAGAAGGGAAGCCUGGAAAGUGGAGACAGCUCUAGAAACUCUACAGGCACUAAAUUUUAGAGGUCACAAUCUCUUUUUGUCUAUAGUAUGCAUUUGGGAGGCUUUAUUAACUGCUUUACAGUUUUGCAGGACGGUUGUGAAGCUAAAUCUGUUCAUUAGAAAAGCCUAGAAAGAACAAAAGCAAUCCUUAUUCAAUACAGGGUUUGGAUGUUCUUGCUAUGCAAUAAAUGAAGCCUUAGGGGCACACUUUAAAUGAUUACAAGAAUGCUGAGUAGCUUCUUCAGAUGCUGAGCACUAACCAGCUUGUGUAUAUCUGGUGACAAGUUACAAAGGGCCAAAUGCCCUGGGAUAUGGAUAAAAAUUAGAGGUUGCAUUGUAUUGGUACGGAUAUAAAGAAAACUGGCUGUAUCGGAUAUUGGCCCAAUGGGGCCGAUAACCUGGCCGAUAAAUGCCUGUGCUGCAUGCAGCCACAGCGCAGCACUCAGGCACCAAGGACCACAGCUGGCAGCAUUGAGAGUUGCCUCCAGCUGGUAAGUCAGGUGUGGUGGAAGGGGAGGA
This is a messenger RNA of Alligator sinensis (Chinese alligator), 2484 nucleotides long. It is a transcript of the gene STAT4, whose product is annotated as signal transducer and activator of transcription 4. The transcript has 12 exons. Lineage: Eukaryota; Metazoa; Chordata; Crocodylia; Alligatoridae. Gene Ontology annotation, molecular function: DNA-binding transcription factor activity, RNA polymerase II-specific; RNA polymerase II cis-regulatory region sequence-specific DNA binding. Gene Ontology annotation, biological process: defense response; cytokine-mediated signaling pathway; response to peptide hormone. The annotation marks the transcript as partial. The record is from RefSeq and is a predicted model, not a curated record.